Molecule: messenger RNA, 1116 nt
Organism: Aspergillus bombycis
Lineage: Eukaryota; Fungi; Ascomycota; Eurotiomycetes; Eurotiales; Aspergillaceae
Exons: 5
Coding region: 1-1116 (371 amino acids)
Source: RefSeq, a predicted model, not a curated record
AUGUCGUCGAAGGGGGUUGACGACCAGGGUCCAACCAUUCUGGCUGUGUGCUGGAUCCUGGUCCUAAUCCCAGCUCUUAUUGUCGCCCUCCGAAUGUAUUGCAAGGUGAUGCUGAAUAGAGGAUUUGGAUGGGAUGAUCUGGUGAUCUGCCUGGCCCUGGUGCUGCUCCUCGUCUACACGGCGCUCACCACCCGAGGCGUCCAGAUGGGCGUAAUCGGUAAACAUGUUGGCGACAUUGACGACCCCAGUAAAACGCCUGGAGCGCUGAAGUUGAUCUACAUUGGCAUGAUUAUCUGCAUCAUCAGCUGUGUGCUCAGCAAGACGUCCUUCGCCAUCACCCUGUUGCGCAUCGUGACACGUCCUUGGCAGAAGGCGAUCCUGUGGUUCAUCAUCGUCUCUAUGAAUAUCAUCAUGUGGCUAUGCGCCAUUUGCUACCUGCUCCAGUGCAAGCCCGCGGCGGCACUCUGGAAUGCCGAGCUCAUGCCGACGGCGGACUGUUGGCCCAGCUAUAUCUUUCAGACGAUCGCUCUUACUGCUGGGGCCUAUUCCGGAUGUAUGGAUUUCAUCUUGGCCUUACUGCCAUGGUUGGUGAUUUGGAAGCUCCAGAUGAGGCGACGCGAGAAGCUAGGCAUUGCAAUUGCGAUGAGCUUGGGGAUCUUUGCGGCAGCGACGGCCUUCAUCAAGACCACGAAGCUAACCAAUGUGUCCAACGUCGCCGACUAUACCUAUGCAUGUUCGGAGAUUCUCAUCUGGGCAUCGGCGGAAACAGGCCUGACCAUUUUUGCCGCCUCGAUUCCUUCCCUCCGUGUGCUGUUUGUCCGGAUGAGCUCCUCCUACAAUCACAGUGACGAGCCAUCUUCCUAUGCCUACGGCAGCUCUGCAAAGAAAAGCCGGAAUCGCCGGGGCCUGUCCGGGUCUCGCCAUCGAGAUCCAUACUACUGCGGCGAGACUAUCACCCUUCCCGACCGACGAGACGAUAAUAGUGCUAAAAGUAUACUGGGUAGCUCCGGGAUCAAGCAGACGCAAGAAGUCACCGUGACAUACGAUCAGGGCCCAGAGGAGAACGAACAGGUAGCAGAUAGGAUGGGCGUUUUGCACUCAGGGUCACACCGUUAG